CAUGUAGGGUCUCUCUAUGAGUCAGAGUGGACUCAACGGCACACAACACAACAUUAUCCCUUUUAGAGCAUAAUAUAUGCUCCUGGAAAGGGAGUGUUGAGAAAGUGCUGUAGGAUUAUUAGAAUAUUCCAACAUCCAUCUUCGGCAGUAGCUCUGCCCUUUUCUUUAACUCCUCUGAUGUCAUGGCAUGCCUCUAGCUUUGGCCUUAACUUAUUUUGCCCGCAGUCAUACAGUUUCUAUAUAUCUUUGUUAUAGUAAUAUUUAUUACAUUCUUCCAAAUGAAUAAAAGGAUUUCUACCAAUCUCUAACAGACUACUGAUCUUGAUCCUCUGUUUCCCAGACCAUUUAAGAAUUUAGAAUUGUAGUAAUAGCUGCUUUUUAAGAUCUGAAGAAAUAUUUUUUUGUUUGUUUACAGCAACUUAAUCAUUAUUAACUCUUGGCCAUGGAGUUGAUUCCAACUCAUAGCGACCCUAUAGAACAGGGUAGAACUGCCCCUUAGAGUUUCCAAGGAGCAGGUGGUGGAUUCGAACUGCUGACCUUUUGGUUAGCAGCCAAGCUCUAAACCAGUGUGCCACCAGGGCUCCCGAUCAUUAUUACUUGCUAUUAUAUUACCUAAUAGAAUAUAAAACCCAAAACAAACCAAAAAAAUAAAUAAAUAAAAGAAAAAUGGAAGAUGUUGUUGCUUGCUGUACUGUGGCCUGGCAGAGCACAUUCAGAUGAUGAUGUCAUGCUAUCAGGUGUCUAUUAGCUGAGUGCUGAUAACAGUACUCAUAGCAUAGAAGAAGAAAUUCAAAGUAACUGUGCAGUGUAAUGUAUAGUUUUAAAUAUUUAAGGAAAAUAUUUCAAAGGUAAGUAGGGUUAUAAUGAAUUAGCAGUGCUUGGCAUAACAUUAAUCAGGGUAAGAAGAUAUCUAAAUUUCAGUUAAUUUUUUUCAUAUCCCUUUGAGGGUAUUGGGACAAACCUAAUGGAAGUGUUGCCUUCAAGGACUUUUAUUGUGUUAGGUUUGGGCUCAGCUAGACUAGGCAGGAUAUUGGUGCCUGAAUCUUGGUGAAUGAAGGAAACUAGGAGAAUAGAACCUGAGAAAGUAGGAAAAAACCAGCCCAUAAAUGAGAAGUGAGUAAGAUUGUAAGUAGACAUGGAUUAGGAUGAACUGUUUAGGAUUGAGGACAGGAAAAAAGUGAGUGUCAGAUACUUAUUUUUGUAUGUGGCACCAAGUGGUAGUGUGGUGGCCAAAAAGUGGCAAUAAAGCUAAUCCAAGACUAUAGUGAAGAGAGAAUUUAGAGCCAGGGAACCAUUGUUUAUCUAACAUUCUUUCAUUUUCCUCUGUCUUGGUUUGGAAAGGCCUGUCCCACUAUAGGGUUGCUAUGAGUCAGAAUCGACUUGAUGGCAGUGGAUGUGGUUUUUGUUUUUGGUCCCACUUGGAUCAGCAUAGUUAGUAGGGAGAAGUUGGUUUUUACUUCUCAGGUAAUGAGGACUACAAAAUGUAGAAGGGAUGCAAGUUCACAGGGAUAAUCAUCUUUAGCUUUCUUUCUCUCUUUCUUUUUUCUUAUCUCUGUAUGUUCCCAGAAAGAUUGGAAAGAUGUGCUAGGCACCUGGUAUUGCAAUUUGGAAUUGUUAAGAAUUCUGAAGGGUCUGAGAUUUUAUACUACUUGCAAACUAACAAGUUAGCCUGCCGCAAUAGUUCAUGGAUGCUGGCAGAAAACAAAAGACUCCUGGGCCAAAGACAAAGAACUUUAUUACUCAUGGCACAGCAAAGCAGCAUGAGCUUUAUGUUCACAUUGGUUCUCCUUGCCCCUUAAAUCCCACUCAGGUGUGAAGUGGCCCAGGUGGAUGCCUGACUCUCGGUGGGUUUGUAUCACAGCUGACUUAGGGAGCCCUAAUCUUUUAUAAUGAAUUGCAAGAAAAUCUGCCUGACCUGUGCCCCAAAGAAAGGCAUUAUCUUUAUUAUACUGGACAGUAAAUCAACCUGCUCUCUGCUCCAGAGGGAGACAUCAUGUCUGUUUUCUCAGACUGUUCCUUAUAAAUAUCUUUGAAAAGACGAAGUCAGACAGUGCCUCUUUUUGGAAAACUGUAGAAAUGUGAGAGACUGUGGAAAAUUGUCUCCCAGCAGAAAGUGAUUAGUGUGAAGUCCUUUGAGCUGUGAGUGUUCUUGGCUUUUGUUUCCAGCUCUAACUUUCCCUGUUUUUAUUAGGAGUUAGCAAGCUGUUUGUAAAGGCCAGAUAUUAAAUAUUUUUAGGUUUUGUGAGCCAUAUGCUUUCUGUCACAACUACUCACCUCUGCUGUUGUAGUAGGAAAGCAGCCAUAGACAAUACGUAAAUGGAUGAACCUGGCGGUGUUCCAAUAAAACUAUUUAUAAACAUUGAAAUUUGAAUUUCAUAUCAUUUUCAUGUCACAAAAUAUUAUUCUUUUGGUUUUUUUUCCAGCCAUUUUAAAAAUGUAAAAGGUAUUCUUAACUCAUGGGUCAUACAAAAAUAGGCAGCAGGCCAAAUUUGGCCACUUUUUGCCCAUCUCUAUUUUAUAUGAUGGAUUUUGUUAAUAUAAAUACAUUGUUUUAAUUCAGCAGUCUUGCCUAUAAGAGGUAGUAAUUAAUAUUUUUCUAGCAAUUGAUAAUUCUAAAAUCUUAUAAAUUAUCCCAGUUUAACUUCACAGUAACCUAUGAGAUAAGCAUUAUUAUCUCCAUUAUAUGGUGAGGAAACUAAUGCACAGAGAAGGUAGAAUGACUUGCCCAAAUUCAUAAAACUAGUUAAGUGAGACAGUCAAAACUGUAUUCUCGAUUCUUCCCCCUGUAAGAUGGUACUCUCUGCAGUUUAAACUUUAAUAAUAAGAGUGUCAUGCCACUGUAUCUCAGUACUUCCUUGUUGCCAGAAUGCUUAGAGUUCAGUCUGUAAAUAAUGAUAAUGCAGACUUCUGAUUUUCAUUAUUAACUGUAUUCUACUAUCCAGCCAUUUUAAUUUAAUAAUUGAUGUCUUGACGAAAACUGGAUAUGGGAGGUGAAGGUCAUUUGUUACAAAGCUUGGUAAAGAUCUGGCAGUUGAACAGUUAUAGUCAUCUGUAUACUAUAUAUCUUCCACAUUUCCACAGAAAAUAGUAAUAUAAUAAGAAAACUUUAUCCCUAAAUUAUUUGUGUUCCUGCAGUAUGUUUUACCCAAAGUUUUAGACUGGAGAUAUUGAGGACAUUUUUUAUAGUAAUGUACUUUUUGGAUUGCUUCCCUCUCAGGUGGUUGAAGAUUAUGCUGGAAGAUGGCAGGUCCCUUUGCCACAGCUUCAGGUUCUUCAGACUGCACUUUGUUGUUUUACAUCAGCCAGUGCAUCAUUCCCAGAUGAAUGAGUUUCUUUGAGUUGCUGUUGUUCUUUGGAAGAGAUGAGUUUUAUGAAGAGCCUUUAAAGGACAUUCUUGGAUCAUUCCAGGAAUGCCAGAAUCACCUCCGCAGAUAUGGAAAUGUGAAUCUGGAACUGGUGACUCGAAUCAUUAGAGAUGGUGGCCCAUGGGAAGAUCCAGUGUUGCAAGCUGUUCUUAAAGCCCAGCCAGCAUCUCAGGAGAUAGUGAACAAAUAUUUAAGUUCUGAAAACCCACUGUUCUUUGAACUACGUGCCAGAUACCUAAUUGCUUGUGAACGCAUACCAGAAGCAAUGGCUCUUAUUAAAUCUUGUAUAAAUCACCCAGAAAUCAGUAAAGACUUGUACUUCCAUCAAGCACUCUUCACAUGUCUGUUUAUGUCACCUGUAGAAGAUCAGCUAUUCCAGGAGCAUUUAUUGAAAACUGAUUGUAGGAGUGGAAUUGAUAUCAUCUGUAAUACUGAAAAAGAAGGCAAGACUAUGUUAGCCUUGCAACUCUGUGAAUCCUUUCUUAUUUCACAGCUCCAGAAUGGAGAUAUGUACUAUAUCUGGGAGUUGAUUUUCAUAUGGAGUAAACUACAGCUUAAGUCUAAUCCUUCAAAACAAGUUUUUGUAGAUCAAUGCUACCAGCUUUUAAGAACAGCAACUAAUGUGAGAGUCAUAUUUCCUUUCAUGAAAAUCAUUAAAGAUGAGGUUGAAGAAGAAGGCUUGCAAAUUUGUGUUGAAAUAUGUGGUUGUGCUCUACAACUAGACCUUCAUGAUGAUCCCAAAACUAAAUGUCUAAUUUAUAAAACAAUUGCACAUUUUUUGCCAAAUGAUUUGGAGAUUCUCAGGAUUUGUGCACUCUCAAUAUUUUUUCUUGAACGUUCCUUGGAAGCAUAUCAUACUGUUGAACGGCUCUACAAACGUCCAGAUGAAGAAUAUAAUGAAGGCACAAGCAGCGUUCAGAAUCGUGUUCGCUUUGAAUUACUUCCAAUUUUGAAAAAGGGAUUGUUUUUUGAUCCGGAAUUUUGGAACUUUGUAAUGAUUAAGAAAAACUGUGUAGCAUUAUUGAGAGAUAAAUCGGCAGUUAGAUUUUUAAAUGAAAGUACACUGGAAAAUCCUACAAGUGAUCUAAAAAAGACAGUGAAACGGCAAGGUUUAGAUGAAGGGCUUCACUCUCUUACAGAUCAGACCACUGGAGAGUUUAAUCUUGAUGAUAUAUCUGGAGUGCAAUCUAAAGGUCAUGCUAAUACAAAGAAAAACUUUACAGCUCUUAAUGCUUCCAAAGUAGAUCACAAUGUCCCAAGGCAUCGGUGUGUGUUAUGUAACAAAGAGUUUCUAGGUGGUCACAUUGUAAGGCAUGCCCAGGCUCAUCAGAAAAAAGGCAGUUUUUCAUGUGUAAUAUGUGGUAGGAAAUUUAGAAACAAAGGACUUAUGCAGAAGCAUUUAAAAAAUCAUGUUAAGAAAAUACAGAGACAGCAAAUUACUGUAACUCAACAGGAGGAUCAGGAAAUCCCUGCUCUGGAAGAAAUAAAUUGUUCUGAUUCUUCCAUUUCAUUUGAAAAUGGGAAUUCUGAUGAGAAUUUGGAAGUAGAACCGCUUACUGCUUCCACUGAUAGAAACAAAGAAGUCAUCCCUGAGCAUGUGGCUGAAUUCAUUGAAAUUCCUGUAAGUGUUCCAGAAGAUGUUAUUGAAAACAUUAUUAAAAAUGGCAGUCCUGAUACUCCUUUAAAUAAUGUUCUGGAGCCUUUACCUGAAUGCGAAGAUGACGACGAAGAAGAGGAGGAAGAAGGCGAUUAUGAGGAAGAUGAUUAUGACCUGAAUCAAGAAACUUCAGUACUUCAUAAAAUCAAUGGAACUGUGUGCCAUCCAAAAGACAUAUAUGCUACCGAUCAAGAAGGAAACUUUAAGUGCCCGGCUCUUGGCUGUAUCAGGAUCUUUAAAAAAAUUGGAUUUCUAAACAAACAUGCAAGGACUGUACAUCCAACUGAUUUAAAUGUGCGGCAGACAGUAAUGAAGUGGAGCAAAGGAAAAUGCAAAUUUUGUCAAAGGCAAUUUGAAGAUUCUCAGCAUUUUAUAGAUCACCUUAAUAGACACAGCUAUCCAAAUGUGUACUUUUGUUUGCAUUUUAAUUGCAGUGAGUCCUUUAAGCUGCCAUUCCAGCUUGCUCAGCAUACAAAAAGUCACAGGAUAUUUCAAGCUCAGUGUAGUUUUCCAGAAUGCCAUGAGCUCUUUGAAGAUCUUCCUCUGCUAUAUGAACAUGAAGCUCAGCACUAUUUAAGUAAAACACCAGAAUCAUCUACACAACCAAGUGAAUCAAUUCUUUGGGAUGUUCUUACGGACUCAAAUCCUAAUCAUCAGGAAAAAGACUCAUCUAGUAAUGAGAAGCAAACUAUUAGCCUGCCAGUUUCUGCUAGCAAAUCAAGGAAAGAUUAUUCAGAACCAAAGACAUGUAUAGAAAGUAUGGAAAGGAAAACAGACAAUUUAGUUCAGAAUGGAAAUGAACAUUCUGAUGAUGCUGUUUCAGAUACAAGCUUGUUAGACCAAAAGAUGCCUGAUGUAGAGCCAAAUUCUGAAAAUAAUUGUACCAUUAAUGAUCAGUUAGUCAAUGGACACAUUGAAAUAGAACAGACACCUUUAGUUUCGUCAGAUCCUGCUUUGAAAAUUGAUACAAAUAGAACCAGGACAGAAAAUGGUUCCAUUUUACCCAGUGUUGUACCACAAGACCACAGUACCCUGCCAGUAUCUCAGGCACCUUCCAAACCAAAUCUGACAAGUGAACAUACUUCAUAUGGCUUGAUUUUAACAAAGCCAUACGUCAGACCGUUGCCUCCCAGUUACCUGGAUGAACGAUACCUUAGUAUGCCAAAACGCAGAAAAUUUCUGACUGAUAGAGUAGAUGCCUGUUCUGAUCAAGAUAAUGUUUGUAAAAAAUCAGUGAAAAGAUUAAGAUGUGGCAAAUGCCUGACCACCUACUGUAAUGCAGAAGCACUUGAGGCUCACCUUGCACAAAAGAAAUGUCAGACACUCUUUGGAUUUGAUUCAGAUGAUGAAAGUAAGUCUUCAACCUUCUCAGUAGGUAUAUCUGUAGAAAUAGAAAAUGCUAUAGAUAAAACAGUAGUAGACUUUUAUGUGGUUAAAAAAAUUAACAUUUGUAUAGCACAGAUAAUAAAGCACUGCCCUAAAAAUUAUUUCCUUUAACCCAUACAACCACCAUGAGGUGAUACUACUAUUCCUGUUUUAUAAAUCAAGGAGUGAAAUUCUCAAAGGUUAAGUACUUUGGAUAGACAACAGGCCUAUGAACUGUAGAAGUGAGAACUUGAACACAGGCCUUUCAUACUCUUUGAUCACACUUGUUCCACUGUAUCAAAGGCUUUUCUUCAUUCCAAGUUUUAUGUAGUAAAAUGUCUAGAAACAAAGUAAUGAUGAAAACACAUUUUCAUCUGCAUGCCAGAAUAUAAAUCAAGUUGAGCCUCUGUUAUAACAGAAGUGAAAAAGCAGAAAACAAUAAAAAAAAAAAAAUUCAAUGAAAGAUGAGCAUGCAUUCUAUUGAUAUCAAUAUCCUUUGAAUGAGGAAAGGUAUAAAUUAAACAGAAAUAU
Trichechus manatus latirostris (Florida manatee) is the source of this 6918-nucleotide messenger RNA. RefSeq names its product zinc finger protein 654 (gene ZNF654). The coding region runs from base 3325 to 6519 and encodes 1064 amino acids. NCBI's taxonomy places the organism in Eukaryota, Metazoa, Chordata, Mammalia, Sirenia, Trichechidae. Gene Ontology annotation, cellular component: nucleus. The transcript has 7 exons. The record is from RefSeq and is a predicted model, not a curated record. Gene Ontology annotation, molecular function: DNA-binding transcription factor activity, RNA polymerase II-specific; DNA binding. Gene Ontology annotation, biological process: regulation of transcription by RNA polymerase II.